CGCCCCUGCCUCUUCCCUCCACCCACUUCCUCUGUCUUCUUCGUCAAACGAUGAACCCCGUUUCUUCUUCUACCCCCUCUUUCCUCCGCUUCUUCCUCUACUCACUGUCCACCGAAGAAUUUUCUAUCCUUUCUAAGCCUUCUGGCGAUGCGAAUUCAGAGAUUGUGAGCUACCAAUUCACACCCGAGCGCGAAUUUCAGUUUGAACCCUAUGAACAACUCGUAGCGGUCUCAAAUCCUGCAGCGAUUCAUGAAGAGGGGAGAUGCUACCAGUUGCAGCAAGGGUCUGGGGAGAAAAGGCUGUCUUCCUCAUCAUAGGGCUGCUAUGAUGGACUCUAAACUCCUUGCUGCCCAUUUUUACCGAUGGGAGACCCCAUAUAUCAAAAUUAGUAAGAUUAUUAGGGUUUUGCUCAAAAGAAGUUGAUCUUUAAUGGAGUCUCGAGUUGGAAAUUAGUUCUGUAUCGGUCGAAAAAUUGGUAGCGGAUCCUUAGAGAUCUAUCUCGGGAAGUAUUCCAUAGAAUUGUGAGAAGCAGAACAGAAGGGCGUGAUUCUCUUGGAAAGCAAAACCUUGCUAAUUAACCUUUUUUAUGCAUACCCUUCAGUUUUCAUUGUUGGAUUUUGCUUCCUUAGAAGCCGAGAAUGGAGAUCAGAAUUGAAAAUUAAGCCAACAAUAAAAAACUUAGAGGGAGGAUUCUUGUAUCUAAGAACCGUGUAAAAUGUAUAGAGUUUAGAUUAUUUUAUGCGGAUCUUUUGUGAUGUCUGGUGCUUUUUAUUCUCUUGGUAGUUGUAUCGCUAUAUGUUGAAAUUUGAAUUAAUCUUGCAUGCUACUGUUUCUUUUUUUUACUUGGAAUUCUCUCAUGCUUGUGUAGUCAUGCACACAAAUUCUCUUGUUAUACUGAGUUUCGAUGACCUUAAGCAGGCUGUUGUUGUAUUUCUAUCCCAUUGUUGUUGUCAUGGAAAGACCUUUUCUGUGCAAUUCAUUAUAUGUGAUUCUGACAGGGGAUUAGGAGACCGUGGAAAGGUGUUCUCAUGUUUGGGCCUCCCGGAACUGGGAAGACACUUCUUGCUAAAGCAGUUGCUACUGAAUGCGGUACCACUUUCUUUAAUGUUUCUUCCGCAACUUUAGCUUCCAAAUAGCGUGGUGAGAGUGAACGCAUGGUGCGGUAUUUGUUUGAUCUUGCAAGAGCAUAUGCACCAAGUACAAUUUUCAUUGAUGAAAUUGAUUCUCUGUGCAAUGCUAGGGGGCGAGGGCUGGAAAAGCGUAUAUACAUUCCUCUUCCAAAUUUUGAGAGUCGUAAAGAGUUGUUGCGUAUCAAUUUGAAGACUGUGGAGGUGGCCCCUGAUGUCAAUAUAGAUGAUAUGGCUCACCGUACAGAAGGCUAUAGUGGAGAUGAUUUGACAAAUGUAUGUCGUGAUGCUUCCCUGAAUGGUAUGAGGCGUAAGAUAGCGGAAAAACACGCGAUGAAAUCAAGAACAUGCCCAAGGAUGAGAUUUCAAAGGAUCUUGUUGCUAUGUGUGACUUUGAGGAAGCUUUGAAGAAAGUCCAGCGAAGUGUUUCUCAGGCUGACAUCGAACGUCAUGUUUUAUUACAAUGUUUUAUUUUCUUUCCUUGUAACCAAUGACCAUUUAAAAAGUUCAGGAUCUUAAAGUUCUUAAUUCAUAUAUAUAACCAUAUUGCUAUGGUAAAUUCCAAUCCCA
Molecule: messenger RNA, 1697 nt
Organism: Arachis stenosperma
Lineage: Eukaryota; Viridiplantae; Streptophyta; Magnoliopsida; Fabales; Fabaceae
Product: katanin p60 ATPase-containing subunit A1-like
Exons: 5
Coding region: 1155-1535 (126 amino acids)
Biological process (GO): microtubule severing
Cellular component (GO): microtubule cytoskeleton
Molecular function (GO): ATP hydrolysis activity; ATP binding
Source: RefSeq, a predicted model, not a curated record